Molecule: messenger RNA, 2215 nt
Organism: Homalodisca vitripennis (glassy-winged sharpshooter)
Lineage: Eukaryota; Metazoa; Arthropoda; Insecta; Hemiptera; Cicadellidae
Product: L-allo-threonine aldolase-like
Biological process (GO): L-threonine catabolic process; glycine biosynthetic process
Cellular component (GO): cytosol
Molecular function (GO): L-allo-threonine aldolase activity
Source: RefSeq, a predicted model, not a curated record
CAUCAAUUUUCGUCCCUAGUGGGACUAUGGGAAACCUGAUAGCAACAAUGGCACACUGUGAUCGUAGAGGCUGUGAAAUCAUUCUCGGAGAUAAGAGCCACAUGCUAUUAUGGGAACAAUCUGGACCAGCACAGUUGGGCGGGAUUCAGAUGACAACGGUUACCAACCUCCCGGAUGGAACUUUUAGCCUAGAGGAGAUGCUAACCAAAUUGCGGGAUGACUCUAACGUUCACACCACAACCACUUCUCUCAUCUGUGUAGAGAACACACACAACUGGUGUGGUGGACUGCCCCUUCCACUGCCUUGGAUGGAACAGGUCUGCUUCACAUUCAGUUUCUGGCCACGAUCUCCGCGAGAACUGAAGAUCCCCCUGCAUAUGGACGGUGCCCGAGUGUUCAACGCUGCGCUCUGCUGCGACAUGUCAGUGGCAGAACUAUGCAAAGACUUCUCCUCUGUGUCUGUAUGCCUUAGUAAGGGUCUUGGUGCACCUAUUGGCUCAGUGUUGGUCGGUGACAAGCAGUUUCAUCACCAAGUAAAGGCACGCCGCCUGCGGAAGGUGGUAGGUGGAGGGUGGCGGCAAGCUGGCAUUGUGGCAGCAGCGGGUCUCUAUGCCCUGGAGAACAUGGUGGAUCGUCUCGCGGUGGACCACUCAAGGGCACGAACUAUAGCCGAAGCUAUUAAAGCAACCGGCACAAAGUUGAUCUCCUUCGACUUGGAUAAAGUCCAGUCCAACAUGUUCUUCAUGGCCUUUGACGAUCCAAGACUGACAGCUCAAGAAUUCUGUGAGAGGCUUUUCAAGGUGACAGACGAAGAGUCAAAGCAUCUCGGAGAGGACACUUGUGUCAUCAAGUUGUUCUUGAAGUCCAGUACAGAAGUGAGGCUGGUACUCUGCUGCAACAUAACGGAUGCAGACGUGACAGCUGCCAUAAAGAAACUGCAAUACGUUAUCCGAGAGCUGGAUACCAGACAGGGGUAGGGGCCAGCACCGUGACCCUCAGUUACCAUGUUGUCUAUCUGACAAAAUGUGAUUUACAUUAUAAUUUUUACUCUUAAACAUGUUUUUCCUAAAAAGAAAUUAUUUAUUUAAUUACUUUGAAAGUUUAAAGUGAGUUACAUGGUUAGAUAUUUCAUUCACAAAAUGAAAUAAAAAAGCUGCAAAAAAUAACUAGAAGAGGAUUUUACAAUUUUGUUACAAGGUGUACAUUUUUACAAAAAAUUAUAAAAAUCACUCAUGAAUUUUGUAGUUUUUAUUCUAAAUCUGAUAGUAUUUAUUAAAAAGGAAACUUAAAAGUAAACAAAUAUCUCCCCUCCUAAUAGUACUCAUUUACUCUGUAGUGUUCGGUCAUUUCUGAGCUUCACACUCGUACAAGAGUAUUUGAAGAAAAGUUUGAAAAAUUUAAAUUGCAAUAUAUAGAUCUGUAAUAAAUAAGGAACAUUUUAUUCCGAAUAAAUAAAGAAAAGUAUUAUGGUUAAAUACCAUGUUUAGUUUCAAUAAAAAUAUAGUAUGUUUGAUGUUCAUUUACAAUCUGAUGUUUUAUUGAUGCCUGUUAUGUCAAUUCAUUCAAAUUAUGUCCAUAAUAAAUUUAUAAAUGAAGGCAGGGAGGAGGAUGAAUAGAAAAAAAAUGCAAUAGGAUUGUUAAACAACAAGUACUGAAACUUAAAUUUUGUGAUAAAAGUGUGAUGAAUUGUUUGAUUUUUAAUUUGGCUGUGAUAGCUAACUAAAUUUUGUAUAGAUCUGACCACUGACUUUCAUAAUCAAUUUCUUGUUUAUGAUUUUAUGCUGUGUUACUUUUCCAUGUGUUUGUAGUUGAAACAUUUUAGGUAGAUUUUGUGUUUAGUUAUUUUACCCAGUAUUGGUACAUGACAAUUAUAUGUAUUUAUUCAAUUAAUGAACCAACCACAUAUGUUAUAAUGAAUUAAAGUCCAUAAAGUAUUAAGUAUUUUUAUUUAGUAGAACCUGUAAAUAUUGUUAAGGAAUUAGUAGAACUAAGUUAAUAUGUUUCUGUUAUUGUUAAUUUUUUACACUGAUUUCACUUUAAACUAGAUUAGGGCCAAGUAACUUUAUCACCUACUCAAGUAGUUUUGUUUUAAAGUUACCUUUGGAUUUUACCAGAUAUUUUGCUCAAUUUUUGUUAACAUAUUUGAUUAAUAUGUUUCUUAACCAAUGUUUAUAAAUUGUUGGGGGCUGUAUUUAUAAAUAAAGAAAAAACUUAA